GUGAAGCUAUCGACAGGUUCUUUCUUCCAACCUGAUUAGUAAAUCUACAAACUUAACAUUUCAAACUGCAUGAUCAUAAACAAAACAAAACGACACCUUUUAUAUCAGGCCUGAGCUGCUUCAAAAGGCAGCGAUUGGUGACAAACAAGUAGCGGAGCGCGCCACAGACAAUUGCGCCGGCUCCGCGGCUCAGCCACCUGGAAGCGUCACCAGCUUAGCUGCGCGCGCUGAACCUGGCCUUGAUCUCCACCACCACAUAAUCACCCUGCGAUUUCUCACCCAGUCUAUUCUCUGAGGGGGAGGCUUUCUUCAGCUUCAUUUGAACUUUUUUUCUUUUCUCGUUUGCUUUGAGUAUACCUAGACCGAGUGAUACACCGAGAAGCAAACUGUCAAGAUGAGUUUUAAGGGGUUUACCAAAUCUUUAGGUCGGGCGCCCCAACAGUUCAAGUCCAAGUUCAACAUAGGCGAACACACCAAAGACCCCGUCUACAUUGAUGCCGAACGUCGCUUCCAAGAGCUCGAAACCGAGACCAAAAAGCUUCACAAUGAGUCCAAGAGAUAUUUCGACGCCAUCAACGCCAUGCUCAACCACCAAAUCGCAUUCUCCAAAGCUAUGACGGAAAUAUACCGCCCAAUCAGCGGGCGCAUGUCGGACCCCUCUACCAUGGAGAUCGAGGGAAGACCCGAAGGCAUCCGAGCCUGCGAGGAGUACGAGGCCAUUGUGAAGGAUCUGCAAGAAACACUGGCUCCAGAACUCGAGAUGAUUGAGAGCAGGGUAAUCCGGCCGGCCAACGAGCUUCUAGAUGUCAUCAAGGUCAUUCGCAAGGCUGUUGUCAAGCGCGAACACAAGCAGCUUGAUUACGACCGUCACCGCGCCGCCUUGAAGAAACUGCAAGACAAAAAGGAGAAAACAAUGAAGGAUGAGAAGAACAUCUACAAGGCCGAGGCCGACCUUGAACAGUCCACCCAGGAUUUUAAUUACUUCAACGACCUGCUUAAGGAUGAACUCCCGAAGCUGUUUGCGCUUGAGCGCGAAUUCAUACAGCCCCUCUUCCAAUCCUUCUACUACAUGCAGCUCAACAUCUUUUACACGUUACACGAGAAGAUGCAACACUGCGAUAUUGGCUAUUUUGAUCUUACCAGGGAUAUCGAAGAAGCUUUCCACGAAAAGCGAGGCGAUAUCCAAGAGCAGGUUGAGAAGCUCACCAUUGUCAAAUUCAAGACCACCGGCCGGCCGCGCCCACCGCGAUACCAGCCGAAACCGGCCCUGGAGGCGCCCAAGACCCAGGGUCUCCUCACAGCUGGGCCUUCAUCCAGCUCCCCGACGGCACCAACGGCACCUUCGCCUUCAUUAGCACCGACACCCAAGUACGGAGCCGUACACUCGCCGGCGCAACCUGCCGUCGCAGAGAACCCGCCACCACCCUACUCCCCAGGGGUGAAAUCACAGCCGCUAAAAAGCCCCGCGGUCAAAAGCGCAACGUUUGCGCAGCACAGCCCGGCAAUGUUGAGCCCGGGGGCUUCCUCGCUUGCGGCCGCGGCCGCAGCAAAACCCAAGCCGCCGCCCCCGAAGCCAAAGCCCAGCAGGUUAAGCGCAGCGCCGGCUGUGGAGACCGUCACGGCCCUGUACGAUUACGCGGCCACGCAGGAGGGGGAUUUGAGCUUUAGCGCAGGCGAUGUAAUCGAGAUUGUCAGUCGGACACAAAAUGCUAACGAGUGGUGGACUGGGAGGCUGAAUGGUAAAACUGGGCAGUUUCCUGGUAACUAUGUUCAGUUGCAAUCAUAGAGAAGACAAACGUUGGGUCAAAUUCGGUCUUGGAAAUAUGGAUUGGAGCAUUAUUGGCCUGGUAUAGUAUGGCACGAUGGCAUGUAUACAGUAGAUGAGCCAUUAAUAUCAGACUUGUACAAGGUGCGGCAACCAUAAACCUUCUCCACUAUUACAUAAUCGUUUAAAACUGUAUAUUUUUGGGCUGGAGACAUGAGGACAAUCCGAUCUCAUGUACAUAAUAACCAAAGAGAGAGAGAGAGAGA
Pyricularia grisea is the source of this 2031-nucleotide messenger RNA. RefSeq lists its product as uncharacterized. Gene Ontology annotation, biological process: endocytosis; plasma membrane tubulation; actin cortical patch localization. Gene Ontology annotation, cellular component: medial cortex; Rvs161p-Rvs167p complex; actin cortical patch. Lineage: Eukaryota; Fungi; Ascomycota; Sordariomycetes; Magnaporthales; Pyriculariaceae. Bases 395 to 1786 code for a protein of 463 amino acids. The transcript is spliced from 3 exons. Gene Ontology annotation, molecular function: lipid binding; protein binding. The record is from RefSeq and is a predicted model, not a curated record.